CAAACCAGACCCGAUUUGAGAAUAAUUGUAACUUAUUUCGGUGACCCGCUCGAACGGGAAGCCCAAUAGAUCUUUUACUUCUACCGACAGAAAGUAACUGAAUAUACAAGGAAAUAUAACAAUUGUUGGGAUCUGGCUGUCAAUAUUCUUCAUACGAAUGUAAGUUUAGGAUAGUUAAGAUCCAGGUAUAAAUUUGUUACUCCAUUUCAGGGCUAUGGGGUCUUCAGUGUGCCGCGUUUGCCUGGCAAAUUGUGAGAAUAUGAUCAAUAUUUUCGAUGUGAUUGAGGGAAAUCCAAUUUCGACUAUGCUUUCUGAGUGUACCGGAUUUAAAGUUGAGAAAGGUGACCGGUGUCCAGAAAACAUUUGCACAUCCUGCCUGCAGGAUGUAAAAGUUGCGUUUAAGAUGAAGAAAACAUACGAAAGGAGUCGCCAGAUCUACGGCCAGUUAAAUAGGGAUUCAUUGGAGGGCGACAUACUCGAGGAAUCAAACACUAAAGAAGGAGGUCUUGAGUAUGCUAGCCAAGUUAAAGAAGAAAGCGAUGAUCUGCUAUGGAAGGAGGAAUCACAUAGCUACCUUUGCCAAGUGAAGAACGAACCAGUUGAUGAAGACAUGCUUGAGGAGGAGCACAGUCCUUUAUCAGAGGGCAAUAUCAAUCAGUCCGAUAGCCAAGUGAAGGUCGAGGAAUCAAUAUAUGACGGAUCCGAUGAGGACCAUGAUUCUGUUGAUCAUGAAAGUAAGAUAUACAGUCCGAAUAAAUGCCCGCAGUGUCCAAAGACUUGUAUAUCAAAAUCAGAUCUUAAGCGACACUUGCGCAGCCACAUAAGAGAACCAUUUCGGUGCUCCGUUUGCUCAAAGAUUUUUGCAAAUAGAGCGAAUCUUUUAAGGCAUUUCGUUAUCCACGCGGGAGAACGUCCUUUCGAGUGCUCCCGAUGUCCAAAGACGUUCACCCAGGCCGCAAAUCUUCAGAUACACAUGCGACUCCACACAGGAGAACGUCCUUUCCAGUGCUCCCAUUGCUCUAAAACCUAUACUUUAAAUUCACAUCUUCAGGUACACCUUAAAACCCACACGGACGGGCAGUUCCAGUGCUCUCAGUGCUCAGACACGUUUAAUAAUGGAUCAGAUCUUAUGUUACACGAGCGACUGCACGCUAGAGACCAACCACUAAGUUGUACCCACUGCUCAAAGGCUUAUAUAAAGGAGUCGCAUCUUCGGAAACACUUGCUAACCCACCCAGAAGAACAACAUUAUAAGUGUACCCACUGCUCAAAAACUUUCUCAGACGAUUCCGUUUUUCAAAAACACUUACGAACCCACGAAGAGGGCAACAUUGAUCAGUGCGAUAGCCAAAUAAAGAUGCAGACAACAAAAGAUGAUGGAACUGAUGCCAUUAAUAAGGACCACGGUUCUCUUAAUAAUGAAAUGAAUCCUUACAGUCCGCAUAAAUGCACGCAUUGUCCGAAGAUUUGUAUAUCAAAAUCAGAUCUUAAGCGACACUUGCGAAGCCACAAAAGAGAACCGUUCCAGUGCUCCGUUUGCUCUAAGAUUUUUGCGAAUGGUGCUAAUCUUUCAAGGCAUUUCGUUAUCCACACAGGAGAACGGCCUUUCAAGUGCUCCCGAUGUCCAAAGGCGUUCACCCAGGCCGCAAAUCUUCAGAUACACAUGCGACUACACACAGGAGAACGUCCUUUCCAGUGCUCCCUCUGCUCUAAGACCUAUACUUUAAAUUCCCAUCUUCAGGUACACCUUAAAACCCACACGGAAGGGCAGCUCCAGUGUUCUCAGUGCUCAGAAGUGUUUGAAAAUGGAACCGAUCUUAUGUUACACGAGCGACUGCACGCAAAAGACCAACCACUAAGUUGUACCCACUGCUCAAAGGCUUAUAUAAAGGAGUCACAUCUUCGGAAACACCUGCUAACCCACUCAGAAGAACAAAAUUAUAAGUGCGCCCACUGCUCAAAAACUUUCUCAGACGACGCCAUUUUUCAAAAACAUUUACGAACCCACAAAGAAACUCGACCUUUCCAAUGCUCCCUUUGCCCAAAGGCUUUUACAAGUGGUUCCAAUCUUUCAAGGCAUUUCGUUAUCCACACAGGAGAACGGCCUUUCAAGUGCUCCCGAUGUCCAAAGGCGUUUAGGCAAGGCGCAUAUCUUAGGAUACACAUGCGACUCCACACAGGAGAACGCCCAUUCCAGUGCUCCCAUUGCUCUAGGUGUUACACCACGAAUUCGCAUCUUCAAAUACACCUGAAAAAUCACAAAGAAUAAUAAAUUCAAAGCUUCGAGAGGUGAAGCCUUUUUCCUUGCAAAUGCACGUAGGUGCCAACACAGGAUUUCUACGGAAUUGCCUAAACCGCCAAGAUUUGGAAACCUUUUUGGAACUCCCUGCGAUAACAACAAUCGAUAGGUCCACGUAAACAUCGAAUGCACCACCUCCAUGGCGACUCGACGGCCAUUGUCAUCUCUAAAAAAAAGCGAA
Molecule: messenger RNA, 2480 nt
Organism: Drosophila subpulchrella
Lineage: Eukaryota; Metazoa; Arthropoda; Insecta; Diptera; Drosophilidae
Product: zinc finger protein 260-like
Exons: 2
Coding region: 215-2269 (684 amino acids)
Biological process (GO): regulation of transcription by RNA polymerase II
Cellular component (GO): nucleus
Molecular function (GO): RNA polymerase II cis-regulatory region sequence-specific DNA binding; DNA-binding transcription factor activity, RNA polymerase II-specific; zinc ion binding
Source: RefSeq, a predicted model, not a curated record